This is a messenger RNA of Schizophyllum commune H4-8, 1473 nucleotides long. Its product is annotated as MFS general substrate transporter. The transcript is spliced from 19 exons. Lineage: Eukaryota; Fungi; Basidiomycota; Agaricomycetes; Agaricales; Schizophyllaceae. The record is from RefSeq and is a predicted model, not a curated record. Gene Ontology annotation, molecular function: transmembrane transporter activity. Gene Ontology annotation, biological process: transmembrane transport. Gene Ontology annotation, cellular component: membrane. The coding region runs from base 1 to 1473 and encodes 490 amino acids.
AUGGCACAUUCAUCCAGUCUCGAGAGCACCGACAAGAGUGUAUCCGAGCUUACAGAGGCAAUGAAGGACUACGGUAUUGACUCCCUAGUGGAGAAGCGCCUCAGACGAAAGCUCGACUGGCGAAUACUCCCUAUAGUCUCCAUAUGCUACAUGUUCCUCUUUCUGGAUCGCACAAAUGUCGGGAACGCGAAGUCUGCGGGACUCGCUGAAGAUCUGCAGCUGGGAACCUACGACUUCAACAUCGGCGCGAGCCUGUUCUACAUUGCCUACAUGAUAUGUGAAGUUCCCUUCGCCCUCCUCAUCAAGAAAGUUGGCUUUCACCUGGUUCCUAUCUCCAUCGUCGCCUUCGGUGCCGUCACCAUUGCCAGCGCGUUCAUUCACAACAAGGCCGGCUUCUACGCCACGCGAGUCUUCCUUGGGAUUAGUGAGGCGGUAUGCUAUCCGGGGAUCAGCUAUCUCCUCUCGCGCUACUACCGGCGCCAUGAGCUGACGAGCCGCGUCGGAUGCUUCAUGCUCGUCGCUGCGGGAGGUGCUGGAGGAUUCGGCGGACUCCUCGCUGCGGGUCUAUUGAGCGUCAGUCAUAUCGGGAGCCGCCACUCGUGGCAGAAUAUAUUCCUUGUUGAGGGCAUACUUACCGCCGCUUGCGGGCUCACCAUGCUCUUUAUUUUCCCGGCGGACCCGGAGCGCACGCACAUGCUUACGGAGGAGGAGCGCAAAUUAGCGAUAGCGCGCCUGUAUGCGGAUCAGCCGUCGAUCGCUGUGACGAAGGAGCGGACGACAUGGUCCCUUGUUAAGCGUGGCAUAUUCAGUCCGACGACGUUGGCUUGUAGCUGGUUUUUCAUCACUACAAACAUCUCCGUACAGGGGCUCGGCGUCUUCCUUCCAUCGAUAUUGAAGCUCGACUACCCGAACGUGUCGACGGUGCAUAUCCAGCUGUUGAUCGUUCCGGUGUACAUCGUGGCCAUGACCAUCGCCCUCGCAUGCGCCGCCGGGUGCGUCAAAUAUCGUGUCCACUGGCCAUUCAUGCUGCUUAGCGGCGCUCUGUGCUUGACCGGAUACACCAUCUCGCUCGCCGUACCUCAGACGGCAGCAAAGGCGCGCUACGCGGCGUGCUUUCUCAGUUUGACAGGCGGAUUCAUCUCAGGACCCAUAGCCGUCGGCUGGGCGGCUGCAAAUUCGUCGCCAGAUACAAUUCGCGCCAUGGUAGGUGCCGUCGUCACCGGCAUCGGGAAUAUUGGCGCCAUCGCAGGUAUCUGGGCCUACGUCGCUACAGACGCGCCGACCGGCUACCAUAAGGGCAAUUCGUUCAACGUCGCGAUGGCGGCUUCGCUCUGCGUCUGCUGCGUCGGACUGGCUCUGUAUCAGAGGGGCGAGAAUGCGAGGCGCGAGAGGGGUGGGAGGGACUAUCGGUUGGGGCGGGAAGGGGUGGAGCGAUUGGGGAACCUUCAUCCGGCUUUCCGAUAUAUGACCUGA